AUGUCUAAUUCAACUAACGCAACAUAUUUAUGUGUACCAGGCACUCUUUGUGAGGUGCUUUUUUUUGAAGUCGAACUGAUUGUCAUUCCGGUGCUGUUUCUCCUGGCUUUUCUGGUCACGCUGAUCAUUUUGUUUGUGCUCAAAUGCUCCCAUAAGCCAUCACAUCUUUAUGGACACCACAGAAAUGAAAAAGACGACACACAACACCAUCAUAACACACACAGGCACCGUAACAGCAACAGACGGCACCUGCAAGGCAUUGACGCUCCAGCAGAGCUGAACCCAAUGGAACAUGAGAUUAUCCCCAUGACAGCCCAACCUCACCAUGACAUGCCGAAUUCAAGCCCUGCAGUACCUCAGCCAACCACCGAGAGGCAUCCGGGCCUCUUUCAGCUGGUCUCUCCACUUCCUCUCACCUUCUCAGUAAAACAAGACAACACCAUCACCUUGCACAGAGCUGUCAUUGACAGACAGCCAGUCGUUUUACGAGUGCUUAAAGAAUCAGCCAGUGCCAGAGAGUGCCAGUCUUUUCUGGGGUUUGCCCACUUUUUUUCAGAGUUGGGACCGCAUCCAUCGCUGCCCAGACUGCUGGGGGUGGUGACUGUGCAGACACCCUUGAUGAUUGCGGUGGAGGAGCUGGAACAUCGAGACCUGCUGAGCUUCCUGUGGAGGUGCAGACAGGACCACACAGGUCAGGAUGCACCGUGUGACAUGACUGAAAGACGAAUCUUUACCAUGGGCACUCAGAUUGGAUCUGCACUGGAGUAUCUGCAUAGUAAGAACUACAUCCAUGGCAAUGUCAAAGCUCGAAGCGUCCUGGUUGGUCGGGACCUGUCGGUCAAGCUGUGGGGUUUGGGUCCGGCAUAUCGCAGAAAAACGAGUGCAGGCUCUAUAGAAUAUGUGGGAGAUAUGGAAAUGAGAAAGUGGCAAGCUCCAGAAGCAUUAGCACGGCAACCUCUCCAGCAAAGCAGCGACAUAUGGUCCUUUGGCAUUUUGCUCUAUGAGAUGGUGACAUUAGGAGAGCCCCCCUUUCCCAACAUCAUAGCCAGCGAACUUCUGCAGCAUUUACAGAGAGUGAACACAAUAAAGAGACCACCCAACUGCUCUAAUACACUAUACUCUAUUAUCAAAUCCUGCUGUCAGUGGAAACCAAUGGAUCGAGUCUCAUUGGCUGAGCUGAUCAGAAAGCUCCAAUCAAAAGAGAGAAGCACCAAUGAUCAGGCAGUGCUGCGAGUGUCUGAGCCGUUCGACAUGGAGAAAUACAUGCGGGAAGCGGGCUAUGGAGAAUCACUCAACUAUGCUGUGCUCUAA
Molecule: messenger RNA, 1311 nt
Organism: Sinocyclocheilus rhinocerous
Lineage: Eukaryota; Metazoa; Chordata; Actinopteri; Cypriniformes; Cyprinidae
Product: tyrosine-protein kinase STYK1-like
Exons: 9
Coding region: 1-1311 (436 amino acids)
Biological process (GO): positive regulation of kinase activity; protein phosphorylation; cell surface receptor protein tyrosine kinase signaling pathway
Cellular component (GO): signaling receptor complex; plasma membrane
Molecular function (GO): transmembrane receptor protein tyrosine kinase activity; ATP binding
Source: RefSeq, a predicted model, not a curated record